This is a messenger RNA of Nematostella vectensis (starlet sea anemone), 5990 nucleotides long. RefSeq names its product diacylglycerol kinase beta. The transcript is spliced from 27 exons. The coding region runs from base 230 to 3052 and encodes 940 amino acids. Gene Ontology annotation, molecular function: ATP-dependent diacylglycerol kinase activity; calcium ion binding. The record is from RefSeq and is a predicted model, not a curated record. Lineage: Eukaryota; Metazoa; Cnidaria; Anthozoa; Actiniaria; Edwardsiidae. Gene Ontology annotation, biological process: diacylglycerol metabolic process; lipid phosphorylation; intracellular signal transduction. Gene Ontology annotation, cellular component: plasma membrane.
AAUGAGUCAGUCCGCGGUGCCAGUCAAACAACCUUAGAUAUGAGCUCUAGGGAUAGAAUACAUCUGAAUAUAUUUACAAAACUAAUAAUGUAUUACGGCCAGGUGAAGGGCUUUGUGGCUCGCCAGCAGUUGGGGCUGCUUUCUCUCCAAAAUGUUUUUUGAGAUUGCUGGAAUGGCCGAUCAACAGAGGCAUGUAAUAGUACGCUAAGGGCUGUUGGAUUUAUCAAAUAUGGCGGAGCAACAUACACAAUCUACCUCAAAUGCGAGUAGUGUUUGGAAUCGCCUGCCACCGGAGGAGUUCCAACAGCUUCAGGAAUACACUAAAUAUUCAAAUACCAGCCGUUUAACUGAUGUUUUAAAGCAAUUCCGAGAUGGUGUCUAUCCAAAAUAUAACCCAGAACAGCCUAUGGACUAUGAGGGCUUUAAGUUUUUCAUGUCUGCUUAUCUUGGUGAUGAUGUUAGUGAGGAGCUAUGCAAGCAUCUUUUCUGGGCUUUUCACAAGGAGGUACCCGUCUCUAGCCUCCACUCACCUUCCCUUUCUGUUGGUAUCUCACAAACAAUUCUGGACAGUAUGGCUGUUUCUGGAUCCAAUUCACAGCAAGAUAUAUCGAAGCCAGACCCAAACAGAAGAGUUUCAGAGCUGCCCGGUAUACACAGCGGUGCGGGGACUGCGGCUUUAGUCGCGGCAGCUGCGGCCAUAGCCGCGGUAGGCGACAAGCCCGAAAUAACACUAUCCAAAGCUAAAGACGACGAGCCUACGACCUCGAGCACAGAAGCUAAUCACGCGAAACAAAUAGAGCGGGAGAGUACUGAUAUGGUUACUCUCCUCAACCAGUGCGAGAGUACUGAUACGGUCACUCCCCUGAACCAAACUCUUUCUCCACAAGACUCCUCUACUCUCGGCUUAGGCUCUUGGGGAAAAAAGUCUUCUGAUAAGCACCACUUCCGUCGUCAUUCCAGUGGCUCCUUCGUCGCAUUCAAAGUCGCGAAUGAGCAUCAAUCAUCUCAGCCUCGGUCCAGUUCCCAGCGCAAGAAGAACUCCGCUGAACAGGUUCACCUUCUGAACGUGUCUCAGCCGGCCGUGAAGACUGUGCCGAUGGUUUCUAUCAGGGAGAUUGCAUGUUACCUCUCCAUGCUUGAGGGGGGGAAAGUCGAAGAUAAGCUAGAAUUCGUGUUUAGAGUGUAUGACGCAGAUGGCAACGAGCAAUUGGACUCACAGGAACUCGAGUGCAUCACACAGCAGAUGAUGAGCGUAGCGCAGUAUCUUGGAUGGGACGUGACUGAGCUCAAACCAAUUCUGCGUGAUAUGUUGGUUGAGUUAGAUGAUGACUGUGACGGGACGAUUUCACUAGAAGAAUGGAUCAAAGGGGGGUUGACCACUAUACCCCUUCGCGUUUUGUUGGGCCUAGAGACGCAAAUUCGUGAUGACGGCCAGCAUCAGUGGCGGCAGAAACACUUUAACCGUCCAGCCUAUUGUAACAUGUGCCAUAACCAGUUGACGGGGUUUGCACGCAAGCAGGGUCUUCAGUGUUUGUUCUGUAAAUACACGGUACACGAACGCUGCGUCCAGCGAGCGCCUGCCUCGUGCAUAAACACCUACGUCAAGUCUAAAAGAACGGGCAAAAUGGUGAGACAGACCAUGGACCACCACUGGGUAGAGGGAAACUGUCCGGGAAAGUGCUUUAAGUGUAACAAGACUGUCAAAAGCACCAACUGCCUGACUGGACUACGCUGUGCAUGGUGUCAGAUGGUGGUCCAUAAUAAGUGCGCGACCAAUGUUAGCCCGGAGUGCAACCUGGGAGUACACAGAGAGCACAUUCUUCCGCCGAUGAGUAUCACACCAGCUGGCCUGGAUCGUAAGCGAACGAACUCUAGUGCAGAGAGCCCAGACUCAACCACAAAACCAAAUUCCUAUGUGAACUUUGACGGGAUGCCAAUGCAGAUAACCCCUCUACCGGGUACGCACCCCUUGGCUGUGUUCAUCAACCCGAAGAGCGGGGGCCGACAAGGAUCACGACUCAUGCACAAGUUUCAGUAUCUGCUGAACCCGAGACAAGUGUUCAAUCUCGGUGAUGGAGGACCGGCUCCGGGGCUGAAAUUCUUCCAACACUUGAGUGACUUUCGGGUGUUGUGUUGCGGUGGAGACGGCACGGUGGGAUGGGUCCUAGCGACGAUAGACAAACUACAGAUGAGGUUUCGUCCACCAGUGGCUGUUCUACCACUUGGAACUGGUAACGACUUGGCGCGUUGCUUGAAGUGGGGUGGCGGUUACGAGGGCGGUAGUAUAUCCAAGGUUCUGUCUCAAGUGCAACGUGGAAGUGUCCUCAGCAUGGACAGAUGGCAAAUAGACGUGACCGACGUGGACUCAUCUGAGAAUGGCGACUCGCCUCCGCUCAAUAUCAUCAAUAACUACUUUUCUAUAGGGGUGGACGCAUCAGUUGCACUGAAGUUUCAUCUUCAGCGGGAGAAAAACCCUGAGAAAUUCAACAGCAGAUUGAAGAACAAAUUCCGUUACUUUGAAUGUGGAACUUCUGAGACUUUGUCUGCAACUUGUAAAAACUUGCAGGACGCCAUUCAAGUUAUAUGUGAUGGUAAGAUCCUGGAGUUGCCAAACCUAGAAGGGAUCGCAAUCGUGAACAUCCCCAGCGUCUAUGGCGGUGCUAACCUUUGGGGAGAGACGGACAAGAAAAAAGCCAAGAAAUCCCGAAGCAAGAGCGGGAGCAAAGACAACGAUCUGGCCUGGGCCGUGCAGGACAUUGGUGACGGGCAGCUCGAAGUUGUUGGUCUUGAGAGCUCACUCUACGUAGGACAGAUUAUCGCUGGAGUCCGUACACACGGACUUCGACUCGCACAGUGCUCGUCCAUAGAAAUCAAAACAAAGAGAUUAUUUCCCAUGCAAAUUGAUGGCGAGCCGUGGAUGCAGCCAGCCGCUACGAUGAAGAUUGUCCACAAGAAUCAAGUCCCCAUGCUUCAAGGGCCGCCUCCCGCGAAAUCUUCCUUCUUCUUCAAGCGAAAACAGAUUCGUGACCCUGAGCUUGAAAGUGAGAUAUAAUGCAGUCCUGCGUCGUAAGGCCAUAAGGACAAUGUCAACGACCACUUCUAGUUCUAUUUAUUGGGUGAUAUACACAAGGAUUACAUGCGCUAUAUCCAUACUGCGGGAUGUGUACUUCUUGCCGAGUAAAGCUCUGUGUGACGGUUCUCGGGGAAUCGAGGGUUUCGAGCCCACGAAACUGUCCAAAUUGGUAGGUUAAGUCAUCUUCGGAACAGACGAUGUCCGCUCGGUGCUAAAUGUUGGGAACGAAUUUGCAGCUGAAUUCCAAUGCUUUUUUAGGGAGUUUCGAGUCUUUCUUCAAGAUAUUUUAAUGUCCAAAUUUGGUCGCGGUUUGCAAACGAUGAACGUUAAUCUUCCAGAUCAGACACAUAACCAUGACGUGAUUUACGAUACAUGCGAAGCUGACUGGGUUUUUUUUACAGAAGGCAAACAUUAUGGAUAACUGAAACCUAUUGCAGUACCAUAACACGGACCCAUCCAUAGAUGGAUAGUUGAUCACUACGCCUUUAUGGUCUAUUCUGAAAACUUCCGUUAUCAAGGUUAUUUAUUCGUGAGUUGCAAGGCUAUUUAUUAUUGCAAUUCUACUCGUUUGGUAUCUUCAAACGUUAGAACGAUUCUUGAAAAAAAAAAAAAACAAGCGGAAUGGUAUAUUUCCAAGUAGAACAGGUUAUCGACAGACAUAAAAUCAACGCUAUGAAGGUCUGGAUAAAGAAUAGAUAGGUAUGAUAUUGAAAAUAUUACAUGCAGUAUAUAUAUUAUAUAUAAUCUAAAAAGCUUAUUUAACUGAGACGAAUAACAGUAUAUAGUAUAAAGUUGGGGAUCUAUAUAUUUGCUGGGCAUUCAACAGAUUCUUGAUAAAGUGAUAAAAAAUAAGCAUAUUACAUCCCGGGACAUUUUGGAUUUUCGUAUAUGACUGCUCGAUGCUAAAGCCUGGAUCAAACGGAGACGAACGCCGAUGAGAGUUCCACGGCUUACAAUAAAACUAUCUUUGGCAGUGGCCAGGUUUUGACCCAAGAAUCAGUUAUCAAUUAUUUGAGUUCAGAAUUCAUUACCGAAUCUGUAAUUACACGUUAAAAUCCCCUUUCGUGAAAACUGCUGGUCGAAAUACUCUCAUCAACUCUCUUUCUCGCGAUCAAACGGUGGUAACUCUCAAUGUUAACUUAAAUAUCGAUUUUUUUAGAUGCUCAAAGUGAUUGAAAGUAGAUAGAGUAUGCGUGAGAGUGCACGUUAAACGGAGUAGGGCCUCUCAUCGAGCCGCGUCAACUCUCAUCUUCGUUUGUUGAGGCUUGAUCUCCUAGUAGUAGGAUUCACCCGCCAAUGCGGGAAAGACGGGGUUUUAGCCUGCGUUAGUACUGUUAGGCAAUUAAAGAUUAUACAAAGUGUGCACCUAUCAGGAUUUUCAGGGAACUGUGGAGCACUUCAAAUUUGUAAACAUGCUCCUUCAACAAUGGGCACUAUGUUCGAUGAUAGUAAGGGAUUGAGAGCCCAGGAAUCUUCCUGGAUAUAAGUUAAACAUCCUGGAACCGACUUGCUCAACACUGUUAUUUUAUUUUGAUUCUUGAAAUGUUUCUUUGAAAAUAAAUGUUAUCGUUUGAUUAUUGUUUUAGCAUGGAAUGCCAUCGUUUAUUUUGUAGGAUGGAUCACAGUAAUUCCAAAGAUUUUGUUCACUAUACUGUUCAUUUAAAUUGCAUUAAUUGUUAGUUGCAGGACUAGUAUCGUCAUGUAAGUCGGAUUCAGAAGCUUGGAACAUACUAGUGGGAAUACGUGCGCAACUUCAAGACUAGCUUAUUCUUCUUUCUGAGAUUUGAUUUUGUUUGUUGAUUGCUGGCAAUGAAUUAAAGGACCUGUACGCCGCUAUGCUCCCGGCCUCGGAUUUAAAAUAGGGAUCUCUUACGCAAGACGAAGCGACGGCAAGGAUAACGUGACCAAAUGAAUACUUUUAUGCUUAGGUCUCAAUAAACCCUAACCUCACGCAAAUAGAACGGCGACGGCAGAAAACGCAAAUAGCCAGUCGGGAAAUGCACUUUGAAAUGGACUCUGUAUAAUACAUUUCAGACAUUUUCCUCCAAACUACGAGGUGAAAACUCCACAUUUAAUGGUCUGGCGAGAAAGUGUUUGCUGUACACCUUUCAUGGUAGAAAUAAGGUUCUAGUCCUAUCUUUAUUUUUAGGACUGACAAACAAGUUUCUUUGGAACCAAUUUAACAAAGGCAUAUUUUGGCCACGUUCUCCUUGCCAUCAGCGGAGUUGUGUAAAACCAUAAUUAGUAGAAAAGGAAAAAUAUAGGUAAAAAGUAAUAAAGAAGAACAAGUCUCUGCCGGGGUUGACUAGUAUGUCUGCUGAGAUUAAAUCGUAACUGAAUAACCCAUUUACUCCUGUUUUGGCCUUAACUGUACAAGAGUUUUAAGAAAUCGUCUUAACGUUGUGAAUUCUAUCAGAACGUUUUCCUCUCGCCUUUAUAUGAAGCAAAGCAGUAAUUUACUUAUUAACCCCGUGGAAACGGCAGCGCCAACAUCGGCCAGCAUUGUUGGUAUCGCUUCGCUCGACUGACCACAAGACAAAGACAACUGCUGGUGAACUAGUCCACAGCAUCAACAUGGUGUAUAAACAAUACAAGUAUCUUUGGACCCAGGUCUUGUGCACGACUGCGGUCUCGGGCUUCACGGAUAAGCUCCUGAAUUCCCCCAAAUAACACAUAGCUUUUCAAUAUGUUAUUUCUAAAAAAAAACCUGUGGAAGAAAUCAUUUUCAGCAUCUGUUAUUGCAACGGUUACUACCUUUCUCUUAUAGUGAUGCCAUAGAACUCAAAACUCUUCUAACAACAUGAAGGCAAGAGGAAAAUGAAAAUAUAUCAUUCAUGACGUUUGUUUUUAACUUGGUUUCUAUCCCCAAAGGAGGGUGUCAGGAAGAAGUGCCAAUAAAACAUGAUGGUACACAGUU